Molecule: messenger RNA, 1650 nt
Organism: Lolium perenne
Lineage: Eukaryota; Viridiplantae; Streptophyta; Magnoliopsida; Poales; Poaceae
Product: tubby-like F-box protein 11
Molecular function (GO): protein binding
Source: RefSeq, a predicted model, not a curated record
UGCCAGCUGCGUACAGAUUACUGCACAGCGCACUUUCUUCCUUUGAUCCCUUCCCUCCUUGCCAAUCUCUAUCUGACUGUUCUCCCGCAUAUAAACAAGCGGCAGGAUAGCACGGGGGGUUGCGCGAUCGAUCGGUGCCAAUUCCAAUCCUCCUUCUUGCGCUCUCAAAUCCGGCGCGAUCUCUUCUGCCAGGCUGCCGUGAUCGGAGCCUGAAGCCGAGCGGCGCGCUCGCCGGAGACCGCGGUUUCCUGGCGGAUUCUGAAGGGAAAUCGGAUCGCGCGCGGGAGAGUCUUCGGAGCCGAUUUGGUUUUUCGGGGGCGAUGUCGUUCAGGGGCAUGCUCCGGGAGAUGAAGGGCGAGGUGGGCGCCAUCUCCCGGCGCGGCCUGCUCCGGUCCAGGACGCCGUCGGUCCGGCGGGUGGCGGCGGUCGCGCCGGAGGAGGCGACGCGGCAGGGCUGCUGCUGGGCGGAGCUGCCCCCGGAACUCCUGCGGGAGGUGCUGGCGAGGGUCGAGGAGGCGGAGCCGCGGUGGCCGCGCCGCCGGGACGUGGUGGCCUGCGCCGGGGUCUGCCGGACCUGGAGGGGCGUCGUGAAGGAGAUCGUGCGCGUCCCCGAGGAGUCAGGGAGGCUCACCUUCCCCAUCUCUGUCAAGCAGCCUGGCCCAAGGGAUGCUCCUAUGAAAUGUUUCAUACGGAGGAACCGGAGUACUCAUACAUAUUACCUGUACAUUGGGCUGACUGAAGCACUAACUGAUGACGGGAAGUUCCUACUCGCUGCACACAAAGCCCAUAGGCCUACAUGUACCGAAUAUCUGAUUUCACUUGACCGGAGUGAUACGUCAAGGGGGAGUUAUGCCUUUAUUGGCAAGUUAAGAUCAAACUUUUUGAGAACGAAAUUUACUGUCUAUGAUGCACAUCCACCUCAUGCUGGAGCUGUGGUUUCAAAUAGAUGGUCUGCUGGGAACUAUCCAGUUUCGCACGUUCAUUACGAAUUGAACGUUUUGGGAUCUAGGGGCCCAAGAAGGAUGCGAUGUGUUAUGGAUUCCAUCCCUGUAUCAGCAAUUGAACAAGGCGGAACAGCUCCAACGCAGACUGGAUUUCCUUUCAGUAACGACAACUCUUCUGCAUCAAUCCCAUUCUUCAAGUCUAAAUCAUCUCGAAUGGACAGUUUCACCGCUCCAUUAUCCAGUCAAGAUCAAGAGGAACGUCAGUUAGUGCUGAAGAACAAGUCUCCCAGGUGGCAUGAACAUCUGCAGUGUUGGUGCCUCAACUUCCAUGGACGGGUGACAGUUGCAUCAGUGAAAAACUUUCAGCUGGUGGCUACUGAUGAGAGUGCUCCAACUAACCAGGAGCAUGACGACACCACCCUCCAAUUUGGUAAGAUAGGGAAGGACCUGUUCACCAUGGACUACCGUUACCCGCUAUCGGCGUUUCAGGCAUUUGCAAUCUGCCUGAGCAGCUUCGACACCAAAUUAGCAUGCGAAUGAGACAGAGGUGCUAAUCUACGGUUUCUUUUUAAAAAAAUCUUUAGUCAUGCCAAUUUAAUGACGAAUCAUAUAUUAAUGGUGCAUCUGGAUGUUGCUUGCACUGUAUCGACUUGCUUCGAACUUCUGGAGAUCUUCGGACAUAAGAAAAGUUAGCUUCAAUCAAGCA